AUGUCCAGGCAGUCCAGCAUCACUUUCCAGACCGGCAGCCGCAGGGGCUUCAGCACAGCCUCGGCCACCACCCCUGCCACCGGCCGCUCCCGCUUCAGCUCGGUCUCCGUGGCCCGCUCCACGGGAGGCAGCGCGGGGCUGGGAAGAAUGAGCAGCGCUGGGGCAGGCUUCGGGAGCCGCAGCCUCUACAACCUGGGGGGCACCAGGCGGGUCUCCAUCGGGGGGUGCGGCGGCAGCUUCCGGAGUGGCUUUGGCGGCAGGGCUGGCAGCGGGUUUGGGGUCGCCAGUGGAUUUGGCAAUGGGGGCGGAGCCGGAGGAGGCUAUGGGGCCUCAGGCUUCCCCGUCUGCCCCCCUGGAGGCAUCCAAGAGGUCACCGUCAACCAGAGCCUCCUGACUCCCCUCAACCUACAAAUCGACCCCUCCAUCCAGCGGGUGCGGAAAGAGGAGCGGGAGCAGAUCAAGACCCUCAACAACAAGUUCGCCUCCUUCAUCGACAAGGUGCGGUUCCUGGAGCAGCAGAACAAGGUCUUGGAGACCAAGUGGGAGCUCCUCCAAGAGCAGGGCUCCAAGACGGUGAGGCAAAACCUGGAGCCCUUCUUCGAGGCCUACAUCAAUGACCUCCGCCGGCAGCUGGACAGCGUCACCACUGAGAGGGGCAGGCUGGACGCUGAGCUGAGGAAUAUGCAGGAUAUUGUGGAAGAUUUCAAAGUCAGGUACGAGGAUGAAAUUAACAAGCGCACCACUGCUGAGAAUGAGUUUGUGGCCCUGAAGAAGGACGUGGACUCAGCCUACAUGAACAAGGUAGAACUGGAGGCCAAGGUCAAUUCUCUGACAGAUGAGAUCAACUUCUUACGGAUGCUCUUUGAGGCGGAGCUGUCCCAGAUGCAGACCCAGGUCAGUGACACAUCUGUGGUCCUGUCCAUGGACAACAACCGCAGCCUUGACCUGGACAGCAUCAUCGCUGAGGUCAAGGCUCAGUAUGAGGACAUUGCCAACCGCAGCCGGGCCGAGGCUGAGUCCUGGUACCAGACCAAGUACGAGGAGCUGCAGGUCACAGCGGGCCGGCACGGGGAUGAUCUCCGCAACACCAAGCAAGAGAUCUCGGAGAUGAACCGGAUGAUCCAGAGGCUGAGAGCUGAGAUCGACAGCGUCAAGAAGCAGUGUUCCAGCCUGCAAACGGCCAUUGCUGACGCAGAACAGCGUGGAGAGCUGGCCCUCAAGGAUGCGCGAGCCAAGCUAGUAGAGCUGGAGGAGGCCCUGCAGAAGGCCAAGCAGGACAUGGCCCGGCUGCUGCGGGAGUACCAGGAGCUCAUGAACGUGAAGCUGGCCCUGGAUGUGGAGAUUGCCACCUACCGCAAGCUGCUGGAGGGCGAGGAAUGCAGGCUGAGUGGUGAGGGUGUUUCUCCAGUUAACAUCUCUGUGGUCACCUCCACUGUUUCCAGCGGCUACGGCGGUGGUAGCAGCACUGGAGGUGGAAGCCUGGGUCUAGGUGGGGGCAGCGGCUACUCCUUCACCACCAGCACCGGGCACAACCUGGGUGCAGGCCUGGGUGGCUCCAGCUUCAGUGCCAGUAGCAGCCGGGGCCUCGGGGGCAGUGGCUCCAGUGUCAAGUUUGUCUCCACCACAUCCUCCAGCCGGAAGAGCUACAAGCAUUAA
This is a messenger RNA of Prionailurus viverrinus (fishing cat), 1656 nucleotides long. RefSeq names its product keratin, type II cytoskeletal 75. NCBI's taxonomy places the organism in Eukaryota, Metazoa, Chordata, Mammalia, Carnivora, Felidae. The transcript has 9 exons. Gene Ontology annotation, cellular component: keratin filament. The coding region runs from base 1 to 1656 and encodes 551 amino acids. Gene Ontology annotation, biological process: keratinization; intermediate filament organization. The record is from RefSeq and is a predicted model, not a curated record. Gene Ontology annotation, molecular function: structural constituent of skin epidermis.